Molecule: messenger RNA, 859 nt
Organism: Tarenaya hassleriana
Lineage: Eukaryota; Viridiplantae; Streptophyta; Magnoliopsida; Brassicales; Cleomaceae
Exons: 2
Coding region: 333-734 (133 amino acids)
Biological process (GO): cell fate determination
Source: RefSeq, a predicted model, not a curated record
GUGUUGAGUUCAUUGGAAUGGCGAACGAAUCAGAUCUUCAUUGAUUUUAGCUUCACUUGCGAUCAGAGUCAAUGUGGUAGGGGUCACGGACAUGGAGAUUACACACUGUUUUCUUCAGGCUCUGACAGAGAACAUGUGAAGGGGCUCUGCUCUUUGUGUAGCUUUUCCAGGGGGACCUUUAUGGUUCUUUUUCGCAUGUGACUAUUUGUAGUUCCCCACCCACAUUGUCCAUACACUCGAAGACACACUCACAUGUAUGUGUGUAUAUAUAUGUAUGUGUAUAUGUUAUUCUGAAAGUAUGUCUCUGUGUUUAAGUCUGAUGAUAUCAACGGAUGCUUGAAAUGCAAAAAUCUCUCAAGCUCCUUCUUUGGAGUUGUCUAGCUCUCCUGGCUCUUCAAAGGGGAAUGGGGGCAAAAUGUGGAGGGAAAAGCAAUGCACCAACGGUGAGGCAGAGACAAGAGAUAGGAGGAGGAGGAGGAGGAACAAAGUUCAGAGUGGAGAUUAGGAACAACUGUCCAACGUGUCCGGUCAUAAACCUUCACCUGAGAUGCAAAGGCUUCACUCAGUCGGCAGUGGAUCCUUCCGUCCUCCGUCUCGUAUCAUCCUCCUCCAGAGGAGACUGUGUCGCCAACGACGGCUUGCCCUUAGGCCCCUUCCAGGCCUUCUCUUUCUCCUACACUCACUCUCUUCCCUUCCCUCUCUUUCCUUCUUCUUGGUCUUUCCAGUGCGAAUGAAUGACCACUCCUCCUAAUGUGAUGCUUUGUGGACUGCCCUUUUAUGAUAUGGUGUAUUUACAUUCUUCAGUUUUUUGGUUUCCUCUUUUAUUUCUAUGAUAAGUGAUGUGAAUGUGACGUUUCAA